AACCGGUCACAGUGGAAGAGGCCUGACAGGGUGGCAGAAGAGCAGACGGGGCUCCCGCGUGACUCUGGAGAGCAGGAUCACACUCCUUCACACAAAGGGCAGGUGUCUGUGUUGCUGAUGCGCUUGUACUGAACAAAUAACUGAGACAAGACUGGAGAACAACAGGACAGAUGACAUGCAAUCCCAGAGAAAGGUGGGGGUAGUGGAUUAUCUAAAUGGCUCCCAGAUUGUGUUCUCUGGUGAAGAACGACAUGUAUCCCAGCAGCUGGCCCUUUCUAAAGGUUUACCCUGGCCUUCUGCACAACUGCCAUCACAGAAUAUGCCUACUUUGAACAUACAAAACUUGAGUGAUGAAGUACCUGCUCAUGUCGUAACAGAUAUGAAGCUACAAAACCUUUCCUCUUGCAGUACCUCAUUGAGGCCUACAGUGCCACUAAAUCAGAAAAUGACAGUGAUCAAUGGUGAUGGAUCCCACACCCUGAACUUUGGCUAUGACAGCAUUCCAGAUAGAAAACCCACAUGGGUGAUGGCAUCCAGGGGCCAGCCAGUCAGUAUUAACCCAGAGGGUAUCUUGACACCUUCAUUGAACAUGCUUUCCAUGGAUAUGUCUUCCUCUUUGCAUUUAAUGGAAAAUGGAAUAGCAUCUUUUAAUGAGCCUCCUGCUUCCAGUCAACUGACCAAUGGAAUUAGGACUCAGGAAAGUUUCAGAGAAAAUAACGGCAUCUGUGAAAAUUCUUUAUAUCAAGAUAUUGCUCGUCCUUCUGGAAUGACUGCUUCGCAGUCCUUGGGCAAGCAUCAAGAUGGAGAAAAGUGGGUGAAAUUUGCUGGGAUCGGCCCUGUGGAUGAGACAGGAAUGCCUAUUGCUUCUAGAUCGAGUGUGAAUGAUCCCAGGCACUGGUACCGCAGCAUGUUUAGACAAAUCCACAAAAAACCUGCAGAGCUGGACUUUGAUUGCGGAAGACCUAUUUUUCCUGAUGGAGAGUCCUGCAGCCCAAGAAACACAGCCAGGUUGGACAAAGUGGACAGAGUCUAUGAUGAGAGAAGAUUAUUUGGGCUCACACCCUAUGGAUCUCUACCUGAUUGGAGUGACUUGGGAGCUGCCGAGGAGGACUGUGGAUCGAAUUGUGAGGGGACGGCACCCCCCAAACCUGGGAGCAUCUUUGACUAUGAGCCUGAGCAGAACAUUCAGGAUGGAAAACAGCAUUUUGCUUUUCUAACACAGCGACAAUCUCCACCCAUUGAGGUAGUCCUUGAGAAAGAACUGAAGCAAUUUGAAGUUGAGCUUGACUCCGAUAUUGAAGGCAUACAGAGGCGCCUAUCACAGAAAAAGCAACGUCGCCGUCUGGGUGAGAACGUGUUGAGCAACUCCCCGGUGAGCACACAGACAGUCACAGCUGGCGAGCCGGACACAGGAAAUCAGCCAUCAGUAAUUCAGCUGGGGUGUGGCCUCCCACAUGACAAUCUUUGGAGUACAAAGACGACUAGCAACAAGGAUCCACCCCUUAUUGAUUUCUCGAGUGUCUCAACGAAGACUAUGGAGUUUCCACCGAAAAGAGAUGAGAGAAAGAUGAAACCAGCCCGAGCCAAAUUUGACUUUCUUGCCCAAUCACCAAAGGAGCUGACUCUCCGAAAGGGAGAUGUGGUGUAUAUCCACAGGCAGGUGGAUGCUAAUUGGCUGGAAGGGGAGCAUCAUGGGAUGGUGGGAAUCUUCCCAGAGAGUUAUGUUGAGAUAAUUCCUGCUUCUGAGAAGCCAACGCCUAUCAAACUACCCACCCUGCAAGUGCUGGAGUAUGGAGAGGCGAUUGCUCUCUUUAACUUCAAGGGAGAUCUGCCAGUGGAGAUGUCUUUUCGCAAGGGGGAACAAAUUUGUCUGAUUCGCCGUGUUGAUGACAACUGGCUAGAUGGGAAGAUUUCUGGCACUUCAAGACAGGGCAUCUUUCCUGCUAGCUAUGUGAAGAUUGUAAAGAUGCCAGUGACAAAGAGCUGUGAUGAUUACCCUUUAUCACCUACAGCGAUCCAGCCUGUCUCUACCUCGCUCAGUCCUCAUCAACUCACCCCAUCUAUCCCCCUACAAUCCCCAACCCUUCGCUCUCCAUCUCUUCCUAGCCCUCCUGCCUCUUGGAAUAUUUCAGAGUCCCCAACCUCCAUAUCUUUGACUAAUCAUCUCCCUCAGUCUUGCUCCAGUCCCGGUUUUCUUAAAUCACCUACGUCAAAGUUUCCUCCUCCUCCUCCUCCUGACCAACAUGUCAAUCACCUUGCCUCUGGUCCACCCAGAUCUUCUUUGCACUCAAUUUCAACACAAUCAACAUUGCCUCAACCAUCGACUGCUUUGACUGUUGGCCAACCCAGGCCUACAGCACAGAUAUCCAAUCACAACUCUUCUUCCCACCAGAGGACAGGCCCACCAAUAUCAGGACAACAGUUUUUAUCCAAGCAAGAGACUACAAUCCCACAAGUCAAAACUACGUUGCCAGAAAAUGUAAAAUCACAACAGGGGCCAAUAUCUCCUUCAUCACUUGCUUCUCAACAACCUACAGUGCCAACCCAGAGUCCAAGCUAUUUACAAGGCAAUGGGUCAUUUAGUUCAAUGGAUGCUCUCAAGGCUGUACCUUCCACACAGUUUCCAGCUAAAAAUAACUCUGUGAAGCUUCAGCGACAACCGUUUAGAGCCAUUUAUAACUACACCCCCCAGAACAGUGAUGAACUGGAGCUGUGGGAAGGAGACAUUGUACAGGUUAUUGAAAUGUGUGAUGACGGCUGGUUUGUAGGUGUGUCUGAAAGGACCCGGGCUUUUGGUACAUUCCCAGGAAACUAUCUCAUGCCUGUUUGAGUAGAACUAGUUCCUUGAAUGAAACUACUUGCAUUGAGAGCAUCAACACGUGGAUGCCUUGUCUCUUCACCUCACCUUAUGUCACACUACGAAUUGAGAAUGAUUUUGGGGACCAACUCUGCUGACAUCCUUCAACAGACAUUUUUUAAUUUCCAUAAGACCAUGGAAACUGUUAACAUGGUGUGAUUCAAACCUGGAAGAGAAUGCAGGAGCAACUAGAACUAUCCCUACAGAAUGAGGCUGUUAGGUGAUUUCCAAAAAUCCAGGAGAAAAACACUAUAUACACUAUAAGGCUGUCAAAUCUCAAUAUUCUUUCUGAUUUAAAAGGGCUUAUAAUUGGGACCAGUAUGCACCACCUAAACUCUCUCUGCUACACUACUGUGGUAUUACACAGGCGACAAUAUUUUGAGAUGUGUUUCUUUGAUUGCUAUUUCCACAAGAUAUCAUUGAGACUCGCCUUCUGGAUAUGAAGGUUUGGCAGUUUGUACUGGAGGUCCUGAUCUUUCCAUAUAAAUAUUUUGAAAACAAAAACAACAAGGUGACUAUUGGGAAGAAUUAUGGAAAAAGCAGCGGGCAAAUUGUACCACUUUUGCUUGUGGGACACAAAAAGUUAAGAAUAAUGUCUGGUGGCUGAUGACAGUUGUACCAGACAGAUUUUAAUUUCCUCAUUUCUUACAUCCUGUAGCUGCAGUCUUUUGCUUUGAUGCUGAUGGUGUACAGCAGUGAUUACUGAGGAUUCCGAUGCCUUCUAUGUCUCCUGCCACACCCAUUACAGCCCUUCAAUUGAUUAAAUGAAGGUAGAAGAACACAAACAUGGAACUGUAAGGGCCUUUUAUAAUCAAAACCACAAAAUUAGAUGCAUUGUGAUGACUUUGUGCUUCUAAAUAUUGGAGGUAUUGAAGAAAGAAGUUUGAAACUUAGACUCUGUGGGAGCAGCUGAUUACAAAAUUGUCACAAUUUGGCAAAAAUUGACAUUUUGUGAUGUUUCUAUUUUUUCCCACUUCUCAGUUUAUGAAUGACUUUUUACUCUGUUAUGUUUUGGUUAACCUGGGUAUUUUCUGACCCCAUUUUGCUGCUCACCUGCUAAUAUUCUCUACAAUAUUGUUAAAUAUUAUCUUCCACUGUGCACGAAAGGUACUGUGAUGCACUCCUCUCAGAACUUGCCAUUGUAUAUGUACAGUAUGCACAAUGAGUUUUUGAUCCAUCUUUAUGUUUCAUUUACUACGUUACAUCUGAAACUGUGAUGACAUGUCUUACAAGACACAUCCAGCUGAAUGGUACUUCACCUGUCCUGCACCUCAAAAACUAUAAAGGACUAUUCAAGCACCUGUCUUAUGUCACAUCCACAUGUGAUUGUCACUGUGCUACCCUUUGUUUAACUGCUCCCUUACAAUUUUAUAAUUCCAUCCAUAAGAUAACUUACUGAAGUUAAACUACUAUUGCAGGUGUCACCUUCAAGUGGCGAGCACUGUACUACAUUCUGCUUUUUCAUGAAUCUACUUUCUGACCCACAACUCGCCCACGGUUUCUAGCCCUAUGCAGCUCUCCAUCUUCUUGAAUCAUUCCUACGCUCUCCUGCUAUGGUUAGGGUGAUAUGCUUCUGUAGAUUAAAAAUUCAAAACACUUGCUUUGUUUAAGUACCCCUGCCAUCCUGGUCCACUCGGAGAUCUCAGUGUUACUGUUUUAUAAACUAUAGCAAGGCAGUACUCAAAAUCCUGAUUGUAAAUAAUGCGUGAGGGCUUGCAUGUGCAAUGCCUGCCCUCCAGCCAAAUGUACUUACUUUGGAGCACACUUUUUUAAGGUUUUCCUCUCUCUUAAUCUGGAUUCCUUUAAGCCACUUUUUUGCUUAUUACUGCAUCUGAUGUGCAGGCCAAAUUUACCGAGGUCAAGUGGAAGCUUUUUUGAGGACAAACACGAAGUCUUAGUAGAAAUCAAAACUAAAUUGGAGACCUCUAGACCCUCAACAAUAAGAAGUCAUUAAGACUUUGCAGUGCUCCAUGUCAUAUUGAUGGGACAUCUAGUGGAGGGUUGCUUACUUCAUAAGGAUUAGGACAAGCAACAAGGAAUUCUUAACAACAAUUUUCAUGUAUGAUAACUUACACUUUAAAGAAGGUAUUUGGUUUUCUUUACUGUGGAUUCUGCAUCUUUUUGGACAUUGUUUAAAGGAAAACCAGCAAGAUAAGAAAGGAGAUCAAAGUUCAUGGCAUCUAUGCCUAAGGUUAAAGGCUCACUAGUAAUUCUUCAGCUUGCUCUUCUUUCAAAAAUUUCAGAAAUGGCACUGAGGUUGCAAUGGCUGUAAGCAUACAUAAGUACACACUAACUGAAAUAUAUGUGUGUGUAUUAAAAUGUACACAUGUGAAUAUACAUACAUGUACAAAAUAUAGAUAUAUAUAGAUAAAUAUAUAUACACACACAUACAGCUCCAUGCAAAAGUCUGGACACCCUUCCUAUUUACACAUUUUAUUCUCAUUAGAUGUAAAAAAUAGUAAAUACAAUAGCAAACUCAUUAAAACAAUGGUCUUUUUAAUGAAAAUGUUAAUGUACAGUAAUGAUUUAUUUGAACUGUAAAAAUGUAAAAAUUAUUUUCUUUUAAAUAUUACACCUGAGGGAAAAUUAACACUGGCAAGUGAUAAAAUACAAAAGAACCAUGAAUGAAA
Molecule: messenger RNA, 5487 nt
Organism: Polypterus senegalus (gray bichir)
Lineage: Eukaryota; Metazoa; Chordata; Cladistia; Polypteriformes; Polypteridae
Gene: sorbs3
Product: sorbin and SH3 domain containing 3
Exons: 21
Coding region: 176-2830 (884 amino acids)
Molecular function (GO): protein binding
Source: RefSeq, a predicted model, not a curated record